CUUACUUUGGUGGUCAUUAGGAAGAAUGAUUCUUUCAUUGGAGGUCAGUGAGAAGAAUGUCCCUUACAUUGUGGUCAGUGAGAAGAAUGCUCCUUACAUUGGUGUGAGGUGGAAGAAGAAUGCUCCUUACAUUGGAGAUCAGUGGGAAGAAUGUCCCUUACAUUGUGCUCAGUGAGAAGAAUGUCCCUUGCAUUGUGGUCAGUGAGAAGAAUGUCCCUUACAUUGUGGUCAGUGAGAAGAAUGUCCCUUACAUUGUGGUCAGUGAGAAGAAUGCUCCUUACAUUGGUGAUCAGUGGGAAGAAUGUCCCUUACAUUGUGGUCAUUGGGAAGAAUGCCCCUUACAUUGGGGGUCAGUGGGAAGAAUGCUCCCUACAUUAGUGAUGAGGGAGAAGAGUGUCCCUUACAUUGGUGGUCUUUGGGAAGAAUGCUACUUACAUUGGUAGUCAGUGAAAAGAAUGUCCCUUACAUUGGUGGUCUUUGGGAAGAAUGCUACUUACAUUGCUAGUCAGUGAGAAGAAUGUCCCUUACAUUGGUGGUCAAUGAGAAGAAUACACCUAACAUUGGUGGCUAUUGGGAAGAAUGCUCCUUACAUUAGUGAUGAGGGAGAAGACUGCUCCUUACAUUGGAGAUCAGUGGGAAGAAUGUCCCUUACAUUGGUGGUCAGUGGGAAGAAUGCUCCUUACAUUGGUGGUCA
This is a messenger RNA of Staurois parvus, 694 nucleotides long. Lineage: Eukaryota; Metazoa; Chordata; Amphibia; Anura; Ranidae. The record is from the annotation of a GenBank genome assembly.